Molecule: messenger RNA, 1479 nt
Organism: Poecilia reticulata (guppy)
Lineage: Eukaryota; Metazoa; Chordata; Actinopteri; Cyprinodontiformes; Poeciliidae
Source: RefSeq, a predicted model, not a curated record
AGUCUCCGUCGGCCGCCUUUGGCCUCCAUCGGCCGCCUUUGGCCUCAAUCGGCCGCCUUCAGCCUCCAUCGACCUCUAUUGGCCGCCGUCGGCCUCCAUCAGUCUCCGUCGGCCGCCUUUGGCCUCCAUCGGCCGCCUUUGGCCUCCAUCAAUCUCCGUCGGCCGCAGUCGGCCUCCAUCAGUCUCCGUCGGCCGCCUUUGGCCUCCAUCGGCCGCCUUCGGCCUCCAUCAGCCUCUCAUGUGUUUCCUGUUUCUGUUCCAGUUUUAUGACCUGUGUGAGCUGUUCAGGACCGGAGGUCAAGUUCCAGACACAAACUACGUCUUCAUGGGGGACUUUGUGGACCGGGGGUAUUACAGUCUGGAAACGUUCACCUACCUGCUGGCUCUGAAGGCCAAGUGGCCCGAUCGCAUCACGCUGCUGAGAGGAAACCAUGAGAGCAGACAGAUCACACAGGUCUACGGGUUCUACGAUGAAUGUCAGACCAAGUAUGGGAAUGCCAACGCCUGGCGGUACUGCACCAAGGUGUUCGACAUGCUGACGGUGGCCGCUUUGAUAGAUGAGCAGAUCCUCUGCGUCCACGGCGGACUUUCGCCCGACAUCAAGACUCUGGACCAGAUCCGGACCAUCGAGCGGAACCAGGAGAUUCCCCACAAGGGGGCGUUCUGCGACCUGGUGUGGUCCGACCCGGAGGACGUGGACACCUGGGCCAUCAGCCCGCGCGGCGCUGGCUGGCUGUUCGGCUCCAAGGUCACCAACGAGUUCGUUCACAUCAACAACCUGAAGCUGAUCUGCCGCGCUCACCAGCUGGUCCACGAGGGCUACAAGUUCAUGUUCGACGAGAAGCUGGUGACGGUUUGGUCGGCGCCCAACUACUGCUACCGCUGCGGGAACAUCGCCUCCAUCAUGGUCUUCAAGGACGUCAGCCGGCGGGAGCCCAAGCUGUUCCGCGCCGUGCCGGACUCUGAGCGCGUCAUUCCUCCCCGGACAACCACGCCCUACUUCCUGUAGGGGGCGGAGCCUGGACGCGCUCCGCCUCAGAGGGCGCUGACCCCUCGGCUGCCAGGUGGAGGCGGCGGAGACGCCGGAGGGCGGGCGACCCUCAUGGGUCUCAUGAAGUAGCGUCGUGACGGACCCGGCCUCUCGGCCCGUCCUGCUACGUUCUGCCUUAAACAUUUUAACUUUAAUUUAUUCAUCUUACGUAUCAUGCACACUGGUUUCAUUCUCCUGUGUCUGAACUGGGAUGAACUGGUUCCUGAUUCAUCAGCAGAGAUGCACCAAUGGCCGUCGCUCCACAACUUCCUGGCCUCUGCUGCGUUCACAGACCAUAAUAAGCUGUUUCAGUGCCUGAUCUCCAGGUCAAGUGAAAUCCUCCCACCUGUGGACCGGUCGGUGCGUCUCUCAUCCUCUGUGGCAUUAUGACUCCCAGUCCGGCUGUUUACCGUCUCCACAUUUGAAUAAAAAUGAAUUCACAGCUCCGA